Molecule: messenger RNA, 1202 nt
Organism: Porites evermanni
Lineage: Eukaryota; Metazoa; Cnidaria; Anthozoa; Scleractinia; Poritidae
Source: the annotation of a GenBank genome assembly
GCUUCAUUUCCAGGUCGCUACUUUAGCUUCGACCUCACUUGGCGAUCGGGAACACUUUGUAAACUUGCUGGUGCUUUAUCAGUGCUGUCUAGCGAAGUCUCGGUACUAAUGCUGACUGUUAUAACCGCUGAUCGAUUGAUCAGCAUCGUCUUUACAUUCAGCUGUCGCCGAUUCACGCUAAAGGGAACUUACGUUAUUUGUGCAGCCGUCUGGGUCAUCGGAAUCAUCAUUGCCGUCGUUCCAACAACUGAUCUCCCAUAUUUUUCCAACGAGGACAGACAAUAUGGAUUUUACGGUAUAUUCGCUUUCCAAGUAAAACUCCGCCCCCUUAAUUUAAUUUUCCACUACUCUCGGGCUAUUAUAAUCUAAUGGAUUAAAGCGUCUUGAUCAGUCUACCGUAGUCGAGUUAUCUCGAGCAAAGUUUCGUUUAGCAAAUCUUAGUAGACUGCUUGACAGGAAAUUGUCAUGGCAAAAGAAUACUGCGCUCUGUAACUUGUGGGAUAAAAUGGUUAUCGCCAUCUUCAUCAUCAUCAUCAUCAUCGUUAUUUGCUUCUUGGUCUUCCUCUCUCCUUAUCAUAAUUAGCCUGUCAUACUAUCUGAUAUUAAAGACCGACUGAAAUACGUAAUUCGUAUUUUUUUUUCUUUAAGGGCGUUCGUCAGUUUGUCUCCCUCUCCAACUGUCCACAGAAAGGCUGGCCGGCUGGGAGUAUUCAGUUGCCAUAUUUAUCGCUUUGAAUCUCGCUGCUUUCCUUUUCAUCAUGACAGCUUACAUCGCCAUUAUUUUUAAGGUGUUUAAGUCACAGCGGAGAAUCAAGGCACAUGGAGAAUCAAAAAUCAAUAACAGCCUCAACAGAGAGUCGGCCCUCGCACGGAGAGUGUUCGCCAUCAUCUUAACUGACUUCUGUUGCUGGAUUCCUGUGAUAAUUUUGGGUAUUCUUGCCCUCGUCGAGAAGUUCAAUGAUCCUGAAGGAACGGCCUACGUGUGGUUUGCUGUGUUUGUCCUGCCGGUUAAUUCAUCUGUUAAUCCUGUGCUCUACACGUUUUCAACACCGAAGGUAGAAACGCAAAUGGGAAACCAAUUAAGAGCCAAUGUCAGUAAGAAUUGGAGAUUAUCCCAAAACUGCGGACACAGCUCAAAAUUCUUUGAUACUUUUUACGCUGAUAGAGUAUUUUAUCGUAGUAAACAAAACAGGGUUAGUUUU